UCCAUUUUCUUCUGUCUCUUCUCUCUUCAGUUUUAUUACAUCUCUCUCUGUCUAGAUAUCCGUGUUUGUCAUGAGUAACUACGAUACCAAUCCCUUCGCCGAAGAUGAGGUUAAUCCCUUCGCCGAGGGAUCUGCUAAUAAAAAAGCAUCAGGGCAAUCAAAUUAUGUUGGUGGUGUAUUCUAUAAUACAAAUUCAAGAAGUGCUUCUGCAAAGCUUUCACCCCUGUCUCCUGAGCCUUAUGAUCGUUCAGCAACUGUUGACAUUCCUCUCGAAUCCUCAGAGGAUCUCAAAGCUAAGGAGAAGGAACUCCAAGCCAGAGAGGCUGAGUUGAAAAGAAGAGAACAGGAGCUAAAACGAAAGGAAGAUGCUAUAGCACGAGCUGGAAUAGUUAUAGAGGAGAAUAAUUGGCCACCUAUUUUCCCCGUCAUUCAUCACGACAUUGCAAAAGAAAUACCAAUACAUCUUCAAACAAUCCAGUAUGUUGGAUUUACAACAUGGUUGGGUUUGAUGGCAUGUCUUCUAUGGAAUAUUGUAGCAGUUACUGUAGCUUGGAUCAAAGGAGAAGGUCUUUCACUCUGGUUUCUAGCUAUCAUAUACUUUAUUGCCGGUGUGCCAGCAUCGUAUGUCAUGUGGUAUCGACCUCUUUAUCGUGCUACAAGGACGGACAGUGCUCUAAAGUUUAGCUGGUUUUUCUUGACUUAUUCGGUGCAUAUUCUCUUUUGCGUUUUUGCUGCAAUUGCUCCUCCAAUUAUCUUCAAAGGAAAAUCUCUCACAGGUAUUCUACCUGCAUUUGAGGUAUUGGACGGCAAUACAGUGCUCGGGAUAUUGUAUUUCAUUGGGUUUGGAUUUUUCACCAUUGAAUCACUGCUGAGCAUUUGGCUUAUUCAGCAAGUAUACAUGUACUUCAGGGGCAGUGGCAAGGCUGCAGAAAUGAGGCGAGAGGCUGCAAAAGGAGCCAUGAGGGCAGCUCUAUGACAAAGCGGUGAAAUCUUAGCCAUGGACAUCCAAUAUAUUGAUUUGAUUGUACUUUUCGAGGCCUAGGAACCCAGUCAAACUGGAUGGUUAACAUAAACUCUACUUGUGAAUACAUUAGGCUACAUUAUUUGAGAUUUCAGA
Messenger RNA from Vigna angularis (adzuki bean), 1117 nucleotides. RefSeq names its product secretory carrier-associated membrane protein 1-like. The coding region runs from base 71 to 976 and encodes 301 amino acids. Gene Ontology annotation, cellular component: trans-Golgi network membrane; recycling endosome membrane. The transcript has 13 exons. NCBI's taxonomy places the organism in Eukaryota, Viridiplantae, Streptophyta, Magnoliopsida, Fabales, Fabaceae. Gene Ontology annotation, biological process: protein transport. The record is from RefSeq and is a predicted model, not a curated record.